Molecule: messenger RNA, 1939 nt
Organism: Nomia melanderi (Alkali bee)
Lineage: Eukaryota; Metazoa; Arthropoda; Insecta; Hymenoptera; Halictidae
Product: interleukin enhancer-binding factor 2 homolog
Biological process (GO): positive regulation of DNA-templated transcription
Cellular component (GO): catalytic step 2 spliceosome
Molecular function (GO): double-stranded RNA binding; DNA binding
Source: RefSeq, a predicted model, not a curated record
AUUAUUUAUGUAAUCGACGCUCUGAUGAAAUAUUUUGCUGAGUAUUGUUGAAUUAGUAUUAAAAGACUCUUUUCCACUCGCGGGUUACAUUUUUUGUAGCAAAUCUUUUUCAUUUACUGUCUUGUGGUACACUUCCCAUAUCAACAAUUGUUUUGUAGUUGAGAAGAAUGUUUCAUCAAUUGAGAAAUAUUUAAUUGUAAAAUUAAAAUAUUGUAGAAUUGUUGACCUGCAUAGAUAUGGAGGGUUUUAGUUAAUAAUUGGUCAAUAAUGAGGAUUGAAUUUAUUAACAAUUGAACCGGAUGAUGUCCGAUUACAGAAUCCAUGUGCUCGUAGUACUAUGGUUUGUCGUUAAUUAAUUAAUUCUAAGUUACGUGGCGCUGAGAUGAUACUUCAAUGAGGCGUCAGCGGCGUACCAUCGUGCAUGCAUUAACUUCUUAAAGGCUAUGCCUAAUGUCGUUUAGUUGCCGCUAUUUUGAAGUAUUGUAUGACCUUCUGGAAAAAAGUAGAAAGUUGUAGCCAAUAAUUGUAAUACUAUACAACUGGAAGGACGGUUUUGUAGUUCUUAGUAAGUCGGAUAAGGUUUUGUUACACACGCUUCACCUUAGAUAGUUAUCUUCACUGAAUGUGAAUGAUGCCGCCGAAAUGGUACAAAAUGGUCCGCGGUGGCAGAGGUGGUAUGAUCAGAGGAGGACGCGGUGGAAUGGGUCGUGGAAUGGGAUUUCCAAGGAAGCAGUUCCUUCCUCGACUUCCAUUCGAUUAUACCUUGUGUGAAGCUGCUUUCCCGCGUGUUAAAACAGCACCAGACGAAUCAGACUUCCAAAUGGCACUACUAAAAAAGAAUUCUGACAUGUGUCCUACACCAAAGGAACAAACAUCUAUUUUAAAUCUUGUUACUAAGUUACAGAGUGUACUUGAUAAUUUAAUUGUUGCUCCUGGCAGCUUUGAAGCUUGUCAACUGGAAGAAGUAAGGCAAGUUGGCAGUUUCAAAAAGGGAACAAUGAUUAAAGGCCACAAUGUAGCUGACAUUGUAGUGAUUCUGAAGACAUUGCCCACUAAAACAGCAGUAGAGGCACUGGGUACAAAAGUAAACAAUGACCUGAAGGCUGUUAAUCCAAAGGAAAUGUUCAGACUUACCCAAACAGAGCGCGGUUUCGAUAUUGGUAACAAUGAAGCAACCGUGCGUGUAUUGAUCACUACAUUACACCAAAAUCUACGAAAAUUGGAGUCAGAUCAGCAUCUAGAUGUUAAAAUAUGCCAAGGCCAUCUUGCAGCGAUAAGACAUUCCCGUUGGUUCGAAGAAAAUGCACACCAUUCCAGUAUAAAAGUUUUAAUCAGAUUACUCAGAGAUCUAAGAAGUAGAUUCGAGGGUCUAGAGCCAUUAUCACCUUGGAUGUUAGACUUACUGGCGCAUAAUGCAAUUAUGAACAAUCCUAGCAGACAAGCACUGCCGAUAAAUCAAGCAUACAAGAGAGUACUUCAGUUACUUGCUUCUGGACUGUUUCUUCCAGGAUCUGCUGGUAUCUCCGAUCCAUGCGAAGGUGGUAACAUUCGCGUGCACACAGCCAUGACAUUGGAGCAACAAGACUUGGUGUGUCUCACCGCUCAAACGUUGUUGCGUGUACUGGCUCACGGCGGCUACAGACCCUUACUCGAGGGCACUAACAAACUCGCCGUAGAAAUGAGUGUGUGGGCGGGUGGUGUAGUCGCCAGUCCUCUGGACAAGGCGUACGAGCCGCCCACAGAACAAGAACAGCAGGAAGAUAUGGACGAAAGUAACGAAGAAAUGAUAACAGAGAGUGCUUAACUUAUAAUUUAAUAUAUAGUUGUAUUAAUAUCAUGAACAGCCCUGUUGCAACAGAGACAAGUAUUUCGCACUAUUUUCUACGACGACAAUUUAUUCAUAAACUCUUUCUUAUCCAAUACAAAAGAUAAUGUAUUU